Molecule: messenger RNA, 1231 nt
Organism: Tinamus guttatus (white-throated tinamou)
Lineage: Eukaryota; Metazoa; Chordata; Aves; Tinamiformes; Tinamidae
Source: RefSeq, a predicted model, not a curated record
AUGGGCAGCUCAUGGGCUCGCCCCAGGGUGCAGGACAGGCCCCUCCUGUGGGAGGGCAGUGACCAGCACAGGGAGCCUCGGCGACCAGCACCUGCUGGGCUGCAUGCUCAGCUCCUGGCCAUCAUGGCAAGGCUUCUUGUCAGCAAGGAGUUAUCUAUCAAACUGCCUCCCAGGUAUGACUUUGUGGAAGUAGAAGACGUAUCGGAGACCAGCACAGUUAUACGAGGACGAUGGUGUGGGCACAAGGAAGUACCUCCAAGAAUAACCUCGAAAACAAAUCAGAUAAAGAUUACCUUCAAAUCUGAUGACUAUUUUGUGGCUAAACCUGGAUUCAAGAUUUGUUAUUGCCUUGUGGAUGAUUUCCAGCAUGCAGCCUCAGAAACCAACUGGGAGUCAGUCACAAGCUCUGUCUCAGGGGUCUCCUAUCCCUCUCCAUCAGUGACUGACCCUACUCUCACGGCGGAAGCUCUGGAUCAGACCAUUGCAGCAUUCGACACAGUGGAGGAUCUACUCAAACACUUUAACCCAGACUCCUGGCAAGAAGAUCUCGAAAAUUUAUACACAGACAGUGGCCACCAUUACCGAGGCAGGAGCUACCAUGACAGGAAGUCCAAAGUUGACCUGGACAGGCUGAAUGAUGAUGUGAAACGUUAUAGCUGCACUCCAAGAAACUACUCUGUCAAUUUAAGGGAGGAACUGAAGCUGACAAAUGUAGUUUUCUUCCCCCGCUGCCUCCUUGUCCAGCGCUGUGGAGGAAAUUGUGGCUGUGGGACUUCAAAUUGGAAAUCCUGCACAUGCAUGUCAGGGAAAACAGUGAAAAAAUAUCAUGAGGUGCUGAAAUUCAUCCCGGAGCCUGGGCAUUCCCGAAGGAGAGGCAGAACCAGGAACAACAUGGCCUUAGUAGAUAUACAGCUGGAUCACCAUGAGCGUUGUGAUUGUAUCUGCAGUUCAAGACCACCCCGAUAAAAAAAAAAAAAAUCAAGUCAACAAGGCACGCUAAUUGCAGCUUACUGGACGUUUACUUUUAAGCAGGAUUGCUCUGAGGACCUCUACUCACAAAUCAAUCGAACUUUGCUACUAGCCUGCCUUUCAAUUAGCAAAAAUAAUUGCUGUGUUUCAGCAUAGCUGUGCUGGUUAGUGCCAUGGCAGCUAAACAGAUAUGUUGUAGAAUUAUGUAUCAGCAUCCACGAAUAUAGGAUUAUGUUUAGCUAUAGCUAUAGGCUGAGGGCUG